CAUCAUAACCUUGCGAUCCACGACCAUACCUCUGUUAUUUCUACUGUUGAAUAUCUUGUACAUCAUUGCUGUCGUUCAGCCGCAAUUCGCUUUCAUUCGCCUGACCGCACCCGACCAACCAACAACGUGCGAGCAUCAUAUCGCCACACAUUUCAUCAUGGCAGGAGGGUUAAUGAACUCGAUACAUGCCCCAAAGGCCCAUCAACCACCGCCAGCCUCAUCGCCGCCACCGUCUCAUUCUCACCACUCCCAUGACGAGGGCGGCUCUUUCCACGAUGGACCAGGUCCAAAGUCCAAGAGGCACAGACCACCACGCGGCAAAAAGCAGCUUAUGAAAUACAUCCCAAAGCCAGACCCCGAGCCUCAGCAACAGUCACCACCACCUCCUUCACCACCAGCGGCGGCAGCAGCAGCAGCAGCGCCCGUUAAGCCUCCUUCUCCGCCAAGGGCCCGGGUCUCCCCUAAACUACAGCCGCAGGCUCAACCGAAACCAUCCGUCGCCAUUGCCCCCAAUCCUCCACCUCCCAUCACCACUACUUCCAUCCUCAUCAGGACCACCACCACCACAACCACCAGCAACACCUCCCCCAUCGCCAAAUCACCCGUCCGCGUCAGCCCCUCCGCCAAACACGAACUAAUCCGCUACACCAAGAUCGUCCGCCGCCUCAAAUGGAAGCUCCCCUUCCUCGCCUCCGGCUACGCCCUCGCGCUUAAGGGGCGCGACCCUAAGCAUGGAGACGCCGUGAUUAGCGGUGGCGUGCUCAACGAGGGGGAGAUCAUGUUCAAGCUCGAUUUCUUUGAGUACUACAUGCUCAUUGAGCGCGCGCUGGUUCACUUGCUGGGGGUGUUUGGCAUUACGGUUAGUGGGAAUGGGAUCCAGGGGAAGGGGUUGGCGGGGAGUCGGUUUAGUGGUCAGGGUGGAGGGAGCCGUGGGGGCAGUGGCAGCCGUGGGGGAAGUCCUAAGGAGGGUUCACCUAAUCGUGCUGGGCCUGUGGCUGGGGGGGAGGGUGCUGCUGGGAAUGGGGGUGGGAACAAGUUUCAGCAUCGGUAUCAUGCCCAUGUGCUGGAAGCGUUCGAUUCCCCUGUUCACCCGCUACAUGAUAUCUUGGGCAAAGGGGAGGUGCGCAAGCAACUGCAGCGGGCGAAGGACCUCCGGAACCGAUGGAAGACGGCCGAUUCAGAGGCGGAGGAGAAGGAGCGGGUGAAGUUGACGGCGCCGUUGGAGAGUUAUGACGUGGAGAAGAUGCUGGAGACGAUCUUCCAGGGGUUCGAUGCGGCGUUCUUGAUUGCUGAGUGGCAUGUCAGGGACAAGGAGGGUGGCCUGGAUAAGGGCGCGCAGUCGUCGCUCAAUUGGGCGGAUGAUGAUGAUGAGGAUGGUGAUGCGACCAUGAUGGAUUGGGCGGCGCAGGAGGCGGAUCAGUGGGAGUUUAUGGUGGAUGCUAUGGAUUGGGAAGCUGUCUGAAAAAACCUUGCCCUUGAUGGCCCUUCGUGGUUGUUUUGUGAUGUGGUGUUGGGAGCUAACUGGUAAUAUAGGACUAAGCUUUUUUAAUGUAUUAUUAUGUAUGGUAUCGUUAUCAUAUGACAUUUUGGGUAUGGCCAGAUCUCGGCCAUGAUGAGCUGAUGAUCCCACCAAGUAAGAUAGGCUUUUGAAGAAAAGGAAGAGAACACCAGCUAAGCU
Messenger RNA from Neurospora tetraspora, 1678 nucleotides. RefSeq lists its product as uncharacterized. The coding region runs from base 158 to 1462 and encodes 434 amino acids. The transcript is spliced from 2 exons. The record is from RefSeq and is a predicted model, not a curated record. Lineage: Eukaryota; Fungi; Ascomycota; Sordariomycetes; Sordariales; Sordariaceae.